Akanthomyces muscarius is the source of this 531-nucleotide messenger RNA. RefSeq lists its product as uncharacterized. NCBI's taxonomy places the organism in Eukaryota, Fungi, Ascomycota, Sordariomycetes, Hypocreales, Cordycipitaceae. The record is from RefSeq and is a predicted model, not a curated record. The coding region runs from base 1 to 531 and encodes 176 amino acids. The transcript has a single exon.
AUGAAGGUUACCUAUACCAUUCUUGCCCUCCCGGUCGUCGCUCUGGCGGCCCCCAACCUCAUGGACUCCAGCGACCGCCGCAGCGACAUCACCGAUGCGCUGCAGCUGCUGAAUUCGGGCAUCACCAAGGCCCUGGCCUGCUUCGACAUUGCCCUCGCCAAGGCCGGCGUCCGGAAGCCCGGCGCGGUGGUCCCGCAGCCGCCGAUGGGCGUGGACUGCGACGCCCUCAUCGCCAUGAUCAUUGGGGGCGGCGGCAAAGCGACGCCUAGCGGCACGGCAAGUUCGGCGAGCAGCACAUCCAGCACCUCGGCCAUGAGCAGCAGCAGCCCCAGCACUUCGACCACGAGUAGCCCCAGUGCUUCCUCCUCCUCCUCUUCUUCUGCAAGCACAUCGAGCGCUUCAACAACGACGGGAAGCUCGUCGAGCACCAGCAGCAUGCCAACCAGCACCAGCAGCAGCAGCAGCAUGUCUACGAGCAGCAUGUCUACCACCGGAAGCAGCAGCACAUCUAGCGCCACCAGCAGUGCCUAA